AUCAAGAAUCCCAAUCUUCGACAAUCGAUCGUAGCACGUAACAAGAUUAACAAGCAUGUCCGACACAGUCAGAGCCCAGUUCUUUCCCCUACGCCUCCUACUCAUUCCCUAUCAAAUCAUCAGCGGUCUUGUCAACCUCGUCACUGUCGUUUCCAACAUGAUAUACCUUUUUCCCACGCUUCUCUAUGCGCAGUAUACCUUCAAGCCUAAGCCGCUUGAACAACUUCGCCUUGGUGCAGAAUACUACAGAGCUCCUGGUGAGUUUGACCAUAGGACCCCUUGUCCUGGGUUGAACGCAUUGGCGAAUCAUGGUGUGAUUCCUCAUGACGGCAAGAAAGUCAGCCCAGUCGAACUCUACCAUGCACUUCGUGAUUACUACUCCGCCAAUUUUCCCAGCUGCUGGGCUUUGUUGUCCGGCGCCCUCCAAAGCUCUUGGGAUGGCCGCACCAUUGAUCUCGGCGCGUUAUGUCGCCACAACCUGAUUGAGCACGAUGCCUCUCUGACCAGGCCUGACUCCGGUUUUGGAGAUCAGAGGAAGGCUGAUCCCGCCUUGCUGAAGAAAUUCAUCAGCUGCAGUAAGGAUGGGAAGUAUUUGACGAUCGACGACAUUGGAAGGUACAGGGUGGAACGUGUGAGGCAUUCGAAGGAGAUCAACCCAACUUACUCCCUCGACCUACCUCACCGAAUUCUCUCGUACGGCGAACCCACCCUUCUCCUCGACGUAUUCGGUGAUGGCAAGAAAGUUUCUACACAUAUUGUGGAAAGUUUCAUGGCAGAGGAAAGGUUCCCAAAUGGCUACGUCCCGAAGUUGUUGCGCACGAAUAAACCAGGAGAGAGUUUGAGUCUUCUCGGAAGCUGGAGCAAAGCGUUUGCUGUAUCUGUGGCAAUGGCGAAGGCUGAGAAGGAGAUGGCGGGAGAGGAGUUCAAGACUACGGCGAUCACUAAAGCUACAGAGAAGGUGUUGGCUGCUGCAGAUAAUGUCCCUCGCAAGGUGGGGAACAGGACUCAACAACUUUACGAGAAGCUUGAUCCUGUUUGUGAUGGUUUGUCUGGCGAGAAAGAUUUGUGAGUGUGCGCGCGGGUGUCGGUUUGUCGGGAUUUUUUUCUUUUCUUCGUAUACGUUACAGUGUAAGUUUACCUUCAGCUGCAGCUAAGCUCGAAGAAUCUCAUGAUUCAUUGCGGUUGUAUCGCAGAGGGUCAUUGGAGAGAUACAAUAAGCCAUCAACUCCUCACGCUUUUGUU
This is a messenger RNA of Saitoella complicata NRRL Y-17804, 1242 nucleotides long. Its product is annotated as Cloroperoxidase. NCBI's taxonomy places the organism in Eukaryota, Fungi, Ascomycota, Saitoellomycetes, Saitoellales, Saitoellaceae. The record is from RefSeq and is a predicted model, not a curated record. Gene Ontology annotation, molecular function: peroxidase activity. The transcript is spliced from 2 exons. The coding region runs from base 56 to 1069 and encodes 337 amino acids.